This is a messenger RNA of Solanum dulcamara, 453 nucleotides long. RefSeq lists its product as uncharacterized. Bases 1 to 453 code for a protein of 150 amino acids. NCBI's taxonomy places the organism in Eukaryota, Viridiplantae, Streptophyta, Magnoliopsida, Solanales, Solanaceae. The record is from RefSeq and is a predicted model, not a curated record. The transcript has a single exon.
AUGGUAUUCGGUAAAGCUUAUCACUUACUAGUGGAGUUAAAACAUCAAGAGUACUGGGCGAUCAAGAAGCUUAAUCUAAAUCCAGAGUUUGCAGGUCGGAAGAGGUUGGGUAAAUUGCACGAGUUGGAGGAGUUUAGGCUCCAUGCAUAUGAAAAUGCCAAGCUCUACAAAGAGAAAACAAAACGUAGGCAUGAUAAGCACAUCAUCACUCGCAUUUUUGAACCAGGACAAAAGGUACUUCUUUUUAAUUCUAGACUAAAUCUUCUUCCAGAGAAGAUGCGAUCUAAGUGGAGUGGGCCUUUUGAAGUCAUACAUGUGACAUCACAUGGAGCUGUGGAAUUGUGGAAUGCGAUGAAAACAUCCACAUUUUUGGUAAAUGGACAAAGAGUUAAACAUUACUUUGGUAAGGAUGUUAACCAUGAAAAGGAAACCAUUGAACUAGAGAAUGAGUGA